Messenger RNA from Adineta ricciae, 1032 nucleotides. The record is from the annotation of a GenBank genome assembly. NCBI's taxonomy places the organism in Eukaryota, Metazoa, Rotifera, Eurotatoria, Adinetida, Adinetidae.
AUGUGUGCUAUGAAAAAAAAGUGUGAUUUGAUCAGAAAAGAUCCUGUAACAUGUGUUCGUUAUUUCGAACAUCGAGUAAAAUGUCUAUGGGAAAUAUUAUCAGCUCCUUCUGGUCUAUUUCAAGGCUAUGAAUUAGAAGACAAAUAUGUCAGAAUUGAAUUUCAAGCUCGUGGUUCACCACAUGUUCAUGCCUUAAUAUGGUUAAAAAACGCUCCAAAAUAUGACAAAAAUAAACCUGAAUCAAUUAAAAAAUGUAUAGAAUUUAUUGAUAAACUGAUUUCAGUUAGUUCGAAACCAACACAAUUUUCUGCAGAACUUAUAAGUUUGCAACGUCACAAACACUCACAUACUUGUAAAAAAUAUGUGAAUGGUUGUAUUAUAUGUCGUUUUGGUAUUCCAUAUUUUCCAAUGAGAGAAACUAUGAUUAUGGAACCAUUUGAUGACGACGAAAAGUUAACUAGAAACGAACGUGACGAAAUAAGUAAAAAGAGAGAGAACGUAAUGAAGGAGCUUGAUAAAUUAUCAAAAGAUAUCGAUAAUUUAUUAACUUUUGAUGAAUUCUUGGAACACAUUAAUAUGAAUGAAAAUGAUUAUAUUAAAUUGAUACGAGCUGACUUAAAAAAAGCAAAGGUCUUCUUGAAACGUGCUCCAAAUGAAGUUAGAAUCAAUGCAUAUAAUCCACAAAUAAUGUCAUUACACAAAGCAAAUAUGGACAUUCAGUUCAUUCUUGAUCCUUAUGCAUGCUUAAAGUACUGUGUUGAAUACAUCAACAAAUCUGAAAAUGGCAUGUCUAAACUUCUACGAGAAGCAUUGAACGAACUAAAAAAAGGCAAUAACACAGUUCGAGAACGUCUUAGAGUUAUUGCAAAUAAAUUUUUGAAUUCAAGUGAAAUUUCAGCACAAGAAGCUGUUCAUCAUAUUUUAAGUAUUCCACUUUCCAUCAGUAGCAGAAGUACUGUAUUUAUUAACACAAAUAGACUUGAAAACAGAAUUUCUAUGCUCAAAUCAGAUGAAAUUCUUCAGAAGUUGUAA